Molecule: messenger RNA, 1827 nt
Organism: Penicillium samsonianum
Lineage: Eukaryota; Fungi; Ascomycota; Eurotiomycetes; Eurotiales; Aspergillaceae
Product: Major facilitator superfamily domain general substrate transporter
Exons: 5
Coding region: 1-1827 (608 amino acids)
Biological process (GO): transmembrane transport
Cellular component (GO): membrane
Molecular function (GO): myo-inositol:proton symporter activity
Source: RefSeq, a predicted model, not a curated record
AUGAUAGAACAGGAGAAAAUUGACGCCACGCUGUCCGAGAAAGUCGUACCGCAACGGCCAUUUGGGACAGCUGCCGAGCGAGCACGGCGCAGUAUCAAUGCGAAACUCUCCAAUCCGUUGGCUGGGCUCAGCCAUACCGAGCUACGAAAUCAGGGGCGCACGUUUGCUGAACUUCACGAGAUGGGCGAUGAGUCCGAUAUCCGUGCUUUCGAGCUGGGUGCUGUGCUGGCACAGUCUCCCGAACGAUAUGCGAAUGUCGCCGGUCUAACAAACCAGGAGAAGAGAGUACUGGGCCAGGAGUUCACCCAUCGCUGGUCACAGCCAUGGAAGAUGUAUGUGGCUAUUACAUUGUGUUCUUUAUCCGCUAUAGUUCAGGGAAUGGACCAAAGAGUUGUCAACGGAGCCCAAAUAUUCUACAAACACCAAUUCGGCAUCGGCGAUGAAUCCUCUCGGAGUGCCUGGCUCGUCGGUCUAGUGAACUCAGCCCCAUACCUCUGCUGCGCCUUCAUCAGCUCCUGGCUGACAGUCCCAUUCAACCACUGGUUCGGACGCCGCGGCACAAUUUUCAUAGCAUGCUGCUUGUCUGCAAUAACCUGUCUCUGGCAGGGAUUUGUCUCAACCUGGUGGGCGAUGCUUCGGGAUUGGCCCAAAUCAGCGACUGUGCCGAUAUACGCGGCCGAAACGGCGCCGCCGUCCAUCCGUGGUGCAUUGGUCAUGCAGUGGCAUGUGUGGACGGCGUUCGGGAUUAUGGUCGGCUAUGCGUCAGACCUCAUCUUCUACAAGGUCGACUCGACUGUCAUCGUCGGCCUGAAUUGGCGCUGUAUGAUGGCCUCGGCGAUGUUCCCGGCUCUGGUCGUUUGCUGUUUUGUCUUUGCUUGUCCUGAGUCGCCGCAUUGGUACAUGCGCCAGAAGCAGUAUUACCGUGCUUACAGGUCCAUCUGUACGCUGCGAAAUCAUAAAAUCCAAGCAGCUCGUGACCUGUACUACAUGCAUACCCUGCUGGAGGCUGAGAAUAGUAUGAAGCUUGGGCGUAACAAGAUGCUGGAACUGGUUAAAGUUCCGCGAAAUCGGCGAGCGAUGUUGGCGCCUCAGAUUGUCAUGUUUAUGCAGCAGUUCUGUGGUGUGAAUGUUAUUUCAUACUAUUCUUCCGAGAUAUUUAUCGAGGCCAAAUUCUCCCCACCGGCUGCUUUAGCCGCCUCAUUAGGCUGGGGCCUAAUCAACUGGCUCCUAUCCAUACCGGCAAUCUACACAAUUGACACAUUCGGCCGACGCAACCUCCUGUUACUUACUUUCCCACUCAUGGCCAUGGCCAUGUUAUUCACAGGGUUCAGUUUCUGGAUCCCAGAGAGCAGCCACAAUGCACGUCUCACCUGCAUCGCUUUAGGGACAUAUCUUUUCGGCGUGGUCUAUUCACCGGGCGAGGGACCCGUACCAUUCACAUACACAGCCGAAGUAUACCCGCUAUAUGUCCGAUCAUACGGGAUGGCGCUAGGCACGGCAACGAUGUGGUUCUGUAAUUUCAUCCUGGGCGUGACGUGGCCGUCUCUGCGCGCCGCAUUCACAACACAGGGAGCAUUUGCUUGGCACGCAAGCUGGUGUUUGGUUGGAUGGUGGAUGGUACUCUUGUUCAUGCCUGAGACGAAGGCGAAGGCGCUUGAGGAGUUGGAUCAGGUCUUUUCUGUGCCCACAAGGUUCCAUGCGCGGUAUGGGUUGAGGCAAAUUGGGUAUUUCUUCAAACGAUAUUUGUUAAGAAGGGUUAUUAGACCGGAGGUUCUUUAUGAGAGGGAGGAAUUGGUCAAGGCUCAGGAUGUGGGAUUUAAUGCUUGA